Molecule: messenger RNA, 1509 nt
Organism: Exophiala aquamarina CBS 119918
Lineage: Eukaryota; Fungi; Ascomycota; Eurotiomycetes; Chaetothyriales; Herpotrichiellaceae
Exons: 6
Coding region: 1-1509 (502 amino acids)
Biological process (GO): transmembrane transport
Cellular component (GO): membrane
Molecular function (GO): transmembrane transporter activity
Source: RefSeq, a predicted model, not a curated record
AUGGCUCAAGGAAGAUCAGCAGUUCCAUCCAUUAUCGAUCAUGACGAGAAGUCCAAGACUCAGGUCGAAACCCAGCAGAUCGAGAUUUACGUCCUUCGACCUGCUCAGAUCCAGCACCGGUUUGAUAGGUUGAGGGAUCUUAAUGAUGAACAAAUGACUGCGCUCAACAAAAGAGUCGUCAAGAAAAUCGACUGGCGACUAAUGCCAUGCAUUACACUGAUGUUCCUGAUGAAUUACCUCGAUCGCAUCAACGUCUCCAAUGCUCGCCUUGCUGGCCUGCAAGAGGACCUCAACAUGACUGACACUGUUUGGAGUGCCGGCAUAAGCACAUUCUACGUCGGAUAUCUCCUUGGCCAACUACCGGGCAAUUUGUGGCUUGCAAAGGCCAAUCCAAGCAAGUUCUUGCCGACCACUAUGCUUGCAUGGAGUAUUGCAACCAUUUGUAUGCCUGCGAUGAAAAGCGGUGCGGGAUUUUGUAUUGUUCGCUUCGUCAUCGGUUUCUGCGAGGCACCAUUCUUUCCCGGCAUUACUUUAAUCACGUCUUCAUGGUACAACAAGGAAGAAAACCCAACUCGUAUGGCGAUAUGGCAUGCCGGCAACACCAUCUCAAAUAUAAUAUCUGGUUUUCUCGCAGCGGGCAUUCUGGAACAUAUGGAUCACGUAGCAAACCUCCAUGCAUGGCAAUGGUUCUUCCUUAUCGAAGGUAUUGCAUCUAUAUUGGUAGCCGUUGCAGCAUUUUUCAUCCUUCCAGACUGGCCGCACAACACCAAGUUCCUUACUGAAGAAGAAAAAGAAAUGGCUCAAUACCGUGUUCUUGUCUCCAACGGCGGAAUAGAUGAGGGCAUUGGUGGCACAUGGGACGGCGUCAAAGAAGCUGUCCGAGACCCUUUCACUUGGCUCUUCUGCGGAAUGCACUUUGCCCUCGUCACUGCUCAAAGUUUCAAGGAUUUCUUCCCUUCUAUACUCAAGACUUUUGGAUUCAGCAAAACGGCAACCUAUCUUGUGCAAGCGCCACCCUACGCAAUUGCAUACGCCGCUGCAUGUGGUCUUGCGUGGACGUCUGGUAGAUACCAGGAGUCUUGCUACCACAUCAUUGUCCCAAUCGCCGCCUCUGCAGCUGGCGUUGUUAUGCUGAUCGCAAGCCUAAAUGUCGGUGUGCGGUACUUUGGUAUCAUCCUCCUCAUCAGCGGCACAUACUCCGGUCUCAAUCUGCAAUUGUCCUGGGAAACCACACUUGUGCCGGCGCCCAAGAGCAAGAAGGCCGCCUUGAUCGCGAUUGCCAACUGCAUUUCUCAAACCAGCCACUGGUUCAGUCCAUACUUCUUCCCAACGUCACAAGAGCCAUUCUACCGACUCGGUGGUGGCCUUAUUCUGUUUGGCUGCUUGAUGACCGGUCUGAUUUGCUGCGGAAUUAAAUGGAGGGCCAAGAAGCUCAACAAGAAACUCGAUAGACUGGAGGGCUACUCUGCUCACUCGGGUAAUGAGAGAGGGUGGCGUUAUGUAUAUUAA